CUGGAAGUUUGCAUCUACACCAAAUCUUACGUCACUCCAACGACCAUUAUGUACAACCCCGCAAAGACGGAGGAAGAACAGUAUGCGGAGUACGAGCUAUCUGAUAUUGAGAUUCAGCAGUUGAAAGAACACAACCAAAAACGAGUGAAAAGGGUUGUUGCUGUUGUUGCUAUUCUUCUCACCGUCAUAUCACUGGGUCUAGUUGCAUUUUCUCUCGCACUAGGAAAGAAAAUAGACUUAAUGGUGGAAGAAACAAUGAGAAGGAAUGCGGAGGAAGAAUACCGACGGACCGGAGUGAACAUAACAGAAAAUCACGGUUAA
This is a messenger RNA of Auanema sp. JU1783, 321 nucleotides long. The record is from the annotation of a GenBank genome assembly. NCBI's taxonomy places the organism in Eukaryota, Metazoa, Nematoda, Chromadorea, Rhabditida, Rhabditidae.